Messenger RNA from Chroicocephalus ridibundus (black-headed gull), 1666 nucleotides. RefSeq names its product cathepsin K (gene CTSK). The record is from RefSeq and is a predicted model, not a curated record. Gene Ontology annotation, molecular function: cysteine-type endopeptidase activity. Lineage: Eukaryota; Metazoa; Chordata; Aves; Charadriiformes; Laridae. Gene Ontology annotation, cellular component: lysosome. The transcript has 8 exons. The coding region runs from base 1 to 1329 and encodes 442 amino acids.
AUGCUGGGACACGAGGACAUCCCUGGGGCAGAAGGGUGUCCCCGGGGGGGGGUGCUGGGGCAAGAGGAUGUCCCCGGGGCAGAUUCCAGAGCUGGGGCUGACUCAGCUCAGCCCUGCAGCAUCACGUGGAGCCGGGAGGGAGCCACUGCUGCGUGUCCCCCCCCUCCGCCACCCGUCCCCUCCUUCCCUCCAGCCCUGUGCAGACCCGGGCGACUGCCAAAAUUUUCCAGCUGCCUCGUAACUUCCUCAAUCCAGCGGCAUAAAAGAGCUGCAGACGCAGCAGCCGCAUCCCCCGGACUGUGCCGUUCCCCUGUCGAGAGCGCGAUGCUGGGGAUGUGGUGGCCCACGCUGCUGGCCCUGCUGGUCCCCGCGGUGGUGGCCCAGCUACACCCUGAGCGGGAGCUGGACGCCCAGUGGGACCUGUGGAAGAAAACCUAUCGCAAGCAGUACAACGGCAAGGUGGACGAGGUGGCACGGAGGCUGAUCUGGGAGAAGAACCUCAAGUACAUCAACAGCCACAACCUGGAGCACGCGCUGGGCGUCCACACCUUCGAGCUGGCCAUGAACCACCUGGGUGACAUGACCAGCGAGGAGGUGGUGAGGACGAUGACGGGUUUGAAGGUGCCCCGCGAUCGCCCACGUCGCAACGAGACGCUCUACGUCCCCGACUGGACCGAGAGAGCCCCGCCUGCCGUGGACUGGAGGAGGAAAGGCUACGUGACGCCCGUCAAGAACCAGGGCCAGUGCGGCUCGUGCUGGGCAUUCAGCUCGGUGGGCGCGCUGGAGGGGCAGCUGAAGCGGAAGACGGGGAAGCUGCUCUCCCUCAGCCCCCAGAACCUGGUGGAUUGCGUGGCCAACAACGACGGCUGCGGCGGCGGCUACAUGACCAACGCCUUUGAGUACGUCCGGCAGAACCGCGGCAUCGACUCGGAGGACGCCUACCCCUACAUCGGCCAGGACGAGAGCUGCAUGUACAGCCCCACCGGGAAGGCGGCCAAGUGCCGCGGCUACCGGGAGAUCCCUGAAGGCAACGAGAAAGCUUUGAAGCGGGCUGUGGCCAGGAUUGGACCCGUCUCCGUGGGCAUUGACGCCAGCCUGCCCUCCUUCCAGUUCUACAGCCGCGGUGUGUACUACGACGAGAGCUGCAACGCUGAGAACAUCAACCACGCGGUGCUGGCGGUGGGCUACGGCACGCAGAAGGGCACCAAGCACUGGAUCAUCAAGAACAGCUGGGGCGAGGAGUGGGGCAACAAGGGCUACGUCCUCUUGGCACGCAACAUGAACAACGCCUGCGGCGUCGCCAACCUCGCCAGCUUCCCCAAGAUGUGAGCGCUCCUGGCCCGCGCCGCGUCCAGCAGCCUCCCCCCUUCCCCGCCUUCACACCCGGCCUUUUUGCUUCCCGUCGCUGAAGCCGACAUCUCUCCGGGGGGGAAAAUCUCCGCCUCCCCAUGAGAAAUCUUCCCCCGGGGAGAGGGGAGAGACCUCCGGCUGCGGAUGAACAGUGCGAUGAGAUCCCCCCAACUCUUGUUUUCCUGGGACUCCUGUGCCGGGUUCUGCCUUCCCGGGGUCGGGCUUGGCCGGCUCCAGAGAGUCUGAUCCGUCCGGAGACACUUGUGCAAACAGGUCCCACAUCGGCCUCUGCCUCCGGGAACGCGGGUGCACGGGG